AUGGUGACCGCAAAGAUUUUCGGCUUGUUCUAUGUUCUAUUUGCAACUGCAAUAGCUCUAAAAGCAAAUUAUGGUUAUAUUGGUCCAGCUUGCGCAGUGGCUGAUGGACAGCUUUACAUUCAUGGAGAACCCCAACGUGAUUUGAGUGCGAGUGAGCAGGAAGCGUUUCGACUCUAUCAAAGAGAUCUUAGCAUUUACUUGGAACUAAAAAAGAAAUUUCGUAUCUUGGAGCCGCCAAAAAUGCCGGCUUUUUGCGGCCAACUUACAGACGCCGCGGAACUGGUUUUGGAUGGUUGCAUAGUUCGGGAAGGUAAGGUAUACAUGAACAGCAACUUGGUACGGCUAUUGACAGGAGAUGAAGAGGAGAAAAUCGACAAUAUAAUGAACUCGUGGAGCACGAGAAUGCGAAAAAUGAAGGAUAGCCCCGGGCCGGGACUCUCACCUUUGCGGGACAUUUCCAUGUUUUUGGAUCGCAUUUUGAAGGUCAGCCCAGCUGUGACGAAAAGGUUUGAUCCAUGGUUCGAACAAUCCCCACUCAUUUCUGGUAAAGCAGCGCAUCCAGGAUACGACAUAACUACUAACCAAACAAGCAUAGAGACUACUACAACCGGUAUGCCGCAAAAAACAUUGAAGCCCAGCGGUUUGGUAAGAAGACGUUCCAAAAAUCGCUGGGAUGCAAAGUUUAUAAGAAGCGCUCCACCAAUUUCGACGCCUAUAUUUUCACGAAAAGAAAAUAUUCCAAAAUCUUUUGAGCUCACAAAAGGAGCUCCACCAAUUUCGCCCAUACUUCCACAAGAACAAGAUUUUCCAAAAUCUGAAAUACCAAGCCCAUCUCCGGAGCGGAUAAAAUCCACCGGACAAACGUUACUGCAACUUCUGACGAAAACUCUCACCGAUCCCGAGUUGAUGAGGACUCUACGAGAGCUGGAGCAAAUUCCAGCCGCUUCUCUUGCCAGACCUCGGAUUUCGUCAGCAGUGAAUAACUACUAUGACAAAGACGGUUCUACUACACAGGAACCAGAAUUUCUCCCAAAUCCGAUGAUACAAUGGUUUGCAAAAACUACGAAAGGGCCGGAGCGAAAUCCUGAGCCAACUGUGUUACCGAAUGAGAUCUGUACAGCACAUAUGAAACCACCAUCAGCUGAAAGUAAACGAAGAAGAACUUUGCCCUUUUAG
This is a messenger RNA of Cylicocyclus nassatus, 1176 nucleotides long. Lineage: Eukaryota; Metazoa; Nematoda; Chromadorea; Rhabditida; Strongylidae. The record is from the annotation of a GenBank genome assembly.